Messenger RNA from Protobothrops mucrosquamatus (brown spotted pit viper), 2726 nucleotides. RefSeq names its product BTB domain containing 9 (gene BTBD9). The record is from RefSeq and is a predicted model, not a curated record. Gene Ontology annotation, biological process: modulation of chemical synaptic transmission; circadian behavior; adult locomotory behavior. Lineage: Eukaryota; Metazoa; Chordata; Lepidosauria; Squamata; Viperidae. Bases 57 to 1865 code for a protein of 602 amino acids. Gene Ontology annotation, molecular function: protein binding. The transcript has 11 exons.
GAAACACUGUUUAAGACAGUUGCCAACAGGUGUAGCAUAAACAUUUCUUGUACAACAUGAGCAACAGUCAUCCACUCCGACCUUAUACAGCAGUAGGUGAAAUAGACCACGUUCACAUUCUGUCUGAACAUGUUGGUGUUCUGAUGAAUGGGGAGGAAUACAGUGACGUUACCUUUAUAGUGGAAAAGAAACGAUUUCCUGCACACAGGGUUAUUCUGGCUGCAAGGUGUCAAUAUUUCAGAGCGUUAUUAUAUGGUGGAAUGCGUGAAUCUCAGCCUGAAGCAGAAAUCCCUCUCCAUGAUACCACCGCAGAGGCCUUUACAAUGUUAUUGAAAUAUAUUUAUACCGGUCGUGCCACAUUAAGAGACGAGAAAGAAGAAGUCCUGUUAGAUUUUUUGAGUUUAGCACAUAAAUAUGGUUUUCCAGAACUGGAGGAUUCCACCUCUGAAUACCUUUGCACCAUUCUUAACAUUCAAAAUGUUUGCAUGACCUAUGACGUUGCUAAUCUCUACUCACUACCUAAAUUGACAUGUAUGAGCUUCAUAUUUAUGGACAGAAACGCUCAAGAGGUACUCUCCAGUGAAGGUUUUCUGUCUCUUUCUAAGCCAGCACUUCUCAGUAUUGUACUGAGGGAUUCAUUUGCAGCUCCUGAGAAGGACAUUUUUCAAGCAUUGAUGAAUUGGUGUAAACACAAUCCUAAGGAAAAUCAUUCUGAAAUCAUGAAGGCCGUGCGCUUGCCAUUGAUGAGCUUGACAGAGCUUUUAAAUGUUGUAAGACCUUCGGGAUUGCUAUCUCCUGAUGCUAUUUUGGAUGCCAUUAAAGUUCGAUCUGAAAGUCGGGACAUGGACCUCAAUUAUAGGGGCAUGUUAAUACCAGGGGAGAACAUUGCCACUAUGAAAUAUGGAGCCCAAGUGGUUAAAGGGGAAUUGAAAUCUGCUUUAUUAGAUGGAGACACACAGAACUAUGAUCUAGACCAUGGAUUUUCCCGACAUCCUAUCGAUGAUGACUGCCGUUCUGGUAUUGAAAUUAAAUUGGGUCAGCCAUCAAUAAUCAAUCACAUACGAAUACUAUUAUGGGAUCGAGAUAGCAGGUCGUACUCCUAUUAUAUUGAGGUAUCCAUGGAUGAACUAGACUGGAUUCGUGUAAUUGAUCACUCCAAAUAUCUAUGUCGAUCUUGGCAAAAACUGUAUUUUCCUGCCCGUGUCUGCAGGUAUAUCAGAAUAGUUGGGACACACAACACAGUAAACAAAGUUUUCCAUAUUGUGGCUUUUGAAUGCAUGUUCACUAACAAAACCUUCACUCUUGACAGAGGACUGAUAGUUCCAACUGAGAAUGUUGCAACAGUUGCAGAUUGCGCCAGCGUGAUUGAGGGCGUGAGCCGUAGCCGCAAUGCUUUGUUGAAUGGAGACACAAAGAAUUAUGACUGGGAUUCUGGGUAUACGUGCCAUCAGCUAGGCAGUGGUGCUAUUGUUGUACAGCUGGCGCAGCCAUACAUGAUUGGAUCAAUUCAGUUACUCCUCUGGGAUUGUGAUGACAGGAGUUACAGCUAUUACAUUGAAGUUUCUACAAAUCAGCAGCAGUGGACCAUGGUGGCUGACCGAACGAAAGUUUCUUGCAAAUCCUGGCAACUUGUAACUUUUGAUAGACAACCAGCGUCUUUUAUCAGAAUUGUUGGCACUCACAACACAGCUAAUGAGGUAUUUCAUUGUGUACAUUUUGAAUGUCCAUCCCAAAACACUGUACAGAAGGAAGAGACUAGUGAAGAAGAUGCUGGCCUAGGUGGACAGCACUUGGCAACCUGCUCACCUCAAACUUCAAGCACCAGUUCUGUGCAUUCCCUCCCAGGAUCUGUUUCAUAUCCAUAAUUGCAGCAGCUUUUUAAGAGAAUGGAGAAGAACUUUUGAAAUCUCAGUGCCAGAAAAACAUUAUUCACUUGUAAUCUGCAAGCACCUCUUCAUUCUCUGAAUGAACUUUUCAAGGGGAUCAUAGCAUCAAGCAGCUAAAGGUGCUUCAAUUUAUAAGGCUGCCCAGAGACAAAACUGGGCCCCCACAUUGCACUUUCCACUGAUUAAAAUCAGAAGCACGGGCAGGAGAAAAUAGUCUUUCUCAUCAAGUUUCCACUUUGUACCCUACCUCUUUAAACCAAACCAAAUCAGAUAAAGCAGAAAGAAGCAAAACUACAUCAUUUUGUUAUAUAAAUAGGUUGUGUGUAUCAUAUCCAAAAUAUUAUUACAUGUGCUUGUAAAAGGAGUAUUAAAAUGAAUCUUUUUUGAGAUGUUUAUUAAAAAAAACUAUGGAAAUCACUUUUUAUUUAACUUAUUCUUAAUCCAUAUCCUUUGUAAAUUAUAAACCAUUUUCACAUUGUGUAUAUAUUUAUACAGCUAAAUUUCUUUCCUUGUCCCCCCCCAAUCAUAUUCUGAUAAAAUAUUUUCUUCUCUAUUGUGGCAUAUGAGGUAACUCCACUUGACAGAUACAUCUACCUGAUUGUGGGGCAUUUAAUAAUCUUACUCCAUUACUCUGUUUGACAGAGAAAAACCCUUAAAGAAGUUGUGCAUAAAACAAUUCAAUCCAGGGAUACAUUGUUGGAAUUCUUAACUAUUUGACAUGAUGUAUAAAAUUGUCACUUUUUAUCCCUGAUUACCUUGUACCCAAGAAGAGAGAUUGUAUUGAUCCUGUUAAAAAAUAUUAAACAGUGUUUUAAUUCCUGGAGCAGGGAUCGAUAGAUA